Molecule: messenger RNA, 831 nt
Organism: Rotaria socialis
Lineage: Eukaryota; Metazoa; Rotifera; Eurotatoria; Philodinida; Philodinidae
Source: the annotation of a GenBank genome assembly
AUGUCAGAGAUUCCUAUUCAUAUCGGACACUGCAUUUUGUAUGAGUUCCAAUUAGGGAACAAUGCAAGUGCUGCUGCCCGCAAUAUAUGUGCUGCACUUGGGGAAGGUGCUGUUGCUGAUCGAACGUGUCGAGAUUGGUUUAAACGAUUUCGUGAAGGUGAUAUGUCAUUAGAAGAUCGUCCGAAAUCUGGACGUCCUCUCGAAUCUGAUAUUGAACGAUUAAAGGAUCUGAUCGAAGGCAAUCCACGAUUAACCACCCGUGACUUGUCAGCAAUGCUCGGAUGCAACCAAUCCACCAUCGAUCGCCAUUUGCAUGAAAUGGGAAAAGUUAAUAAACUUGAAACAUGGGUUCCACAUCAACUAACCUCGGACAACAUACAGCAGAGAAUCACCAUAUGCAAUUCUUUGUUGUCAAAACGCAACCGACAGCGAUUUCUUCAGCAGAUAGUCAGUGGUUAUGAAAAAGGCAGAGCUAAUCAAGUGCGAAUUCAACGAAAAAGAAGAAGAAAUAGUUGCCCCGACUCUAGCUCGAUCGUUUGGCGAGGAUUGCUCGCUCCUACUAUAAUUAAUGAAACACAAACAAAAUUAACCGAGGAAGAACAUCAAAUUUUUAAGUUAGGCCUUCAGUUUAUUUAUAAUGAUCCUAAAACAGCAUCACGACGAUGUGCAACUGAGUUGACUAUUCUUAAAAGUAAAAUUGAAGAUGGAUUUUUCGAGAAAAAAGUUAGUCCCGGCCGAUUAGUCGAGCAAUUUAUAGCUGAACUAAAUAUUAUACUUCAAAAUGUACAUAAUACGCCUAUUAGUAAUACAUAUCGACAACAGAAACAGUAG